UCCCCUGACCGCCAUCUUGAAAUGUAAAUGUUUGUUUCCUCUGAUUGACGUUUUAACUAAAGGUAGCAAUUUAUAUUUGUUCAGAUCUUGUCGUGCAUGAUGGAUCAUAGAGUAGUACAAACGCUGGAAUAACAAAGUUUUCAACUGAUGGUAUGGAGCAGGGGUUCCCAUACGUUUUCACUCAGGCCUCCCUUCCUGAAUUGGGGAACAUCCCGCACCCCUCUUGUGCGCAUCACGUCUAUUUCUAUGGGCAUAAACUCUGUUCAUGACUGAUUGCUCACGCCCCUCUUGUUGGCGGAGAGCAAAUGUUGCAGGUUUAAAGCUUAUUCCCUGCAAUUCUACACAUGUCAUGUAGUGCAGGUCCAGAAUGCAUAGUACUCGAUCCCUGUCAGUAUCAAGGUAAGAUUCAACCACCCUGGCCUCCUAACCUCCCCUCAUCCUCACUGCAGAUCUUCAAGCACAGACUAGGGUAAAUGCUGCUGGAUCUGGUGUAAUGAGGUAGAUGGGGGAAUCCAAGAACAUGGUGUUGAAUGGCAGGCGGCAUUGCAGCAGAUUCUCCAGUGAUCGAUCCAUAACCUCGGCCAGGUCCCUGCGACAGAGCAAGGGCUCCUUAAGAAGUAGGAGAUGUAGUCAACGUGUCAUCAGUUCUACCCUUGAGGCAGAGAGACGUCAUACCCCGUCGUCGGGUAUGACUCCAAAGGAACUCUGUGAGAAUGAUGACUUGACUACAAGUCUUAUUCUGGACCCCUACCUCGGCUUCCAGACCCAUAAGAUGAAUAGCAGGUUUCGACCCAUCAAGGACCGACAAGGACAUUUGAAGGAGGUGCUAGAGUGCUUUAAAAAACAUGAUAACCUCGAGAAGGCCUUCCAUGCCUUGACUGCUGGGGACUGGUCAAGACCCCACUUUCACCACAAGACGAAGGCUCAGGGCAAACUCUUCAAAGAGCAUGUUUUUGUUUACCUACGAAUGUUUGCAACUAACAGUGGGUUUGAAAUACUUCCCUGCAAUCGUUAUUCCUCUGAGCAGAAUGGAGCCAAAAUUGUAGCAACAAAAGAGUGGAAAACUAAUGAUAAGAUGGAAUACCUGGUGGGCUGCAUUGCUGAGCUAUCACAGCAUGAGGAAAGCAUUUUACUGCGACAUGGUGAAAAUGACUUCAGUGUGAUGUACUCCACCCGCAAGAAUUGUGCUCAACUGUGGCUGGGACCUGCAGCCUUCAUCAACCAUGAUUGCAGGCCAAAUUGCAAGUUUGUUUCCACUGGGCGAGAUACAGCAUGUGUCAAGGUUCUGAGGGAUAUUGAACCUGGGGAAGAAAUCUCCUGUUACUAUGGAGAUGGCUUCUUUGGGGAAAAUAAUGAACUCUGUGAAUGUUACACCUGUGAAAGGCGCAGUGCUGGUGCUUUCAAACCGAAGACUGGGCAGUCUACGGCCACUCCUAUUAUCAACAGCAUGUAUGGCCUGAGAGAGACAGACAAAAGGCUCCAUCGACUUAAGAAAUUAGAAGACAGCAAAUGCUCUGACAGUCAGUUGGACGGCUCUAAUAUGGAUCCAGACUCUCAGGAAAAUCGUGACACACAUUCAUCAGUAGGGAGGACAGCCUGCUCCAGUGUGACCAGGCUCAGUGACGCACAAGCCCUAAGCAGGCAAACUCUGUCCAAAAUGCCUAUGCCUACCUCAUCAUUCAAUCAAAGACACUCAAAGAACUCCAACGUGCAAGAGAGACGAAACUCAAAGUCCGUAAAGCCUUUGCACAAGCUAGGAAGAAGGUGUCAGGUAACUGCUCACAGGUUCCCCAUUGAGGUGGAAGCUAUGGGUUUGUGCCUUAAGGACCCCACAGAAUUAGUCAGUAACAGGGUCUCGCGAAAGAGUGCGAUGGAUAAGCAAGGACCCAAGCAAGUGGUGGGAACAAGGGGUUGUCUUGUGCACUACACUGUGAAGGAACACAUUCAGAACCCAAUGAAAGAUGGUAGUAGGUGCCCUGAUGGUUUAGCUUGCACUCACAGAACUCGCAGUUCAACCAGAGCAUCAGUUGGCACACAGGGGUCUGACAACAUUAAACUUCAACCAAACUGUGGUGUGGUUAGUAAGACCAAUCCUACAGACCUCAGAGAGUAUGUCACAGAUGGUCACUGGAUAAUCAGCCCAAGCCUGGAUAUCAAGUGUCCAAGUGAGACCUGUCCCAGACAGAGGCAAGUGAUAAAUCAGGAGCAGCAGCACUCUUUCAGACCAGCAUCCCUUCUCCAGGAGGAGGUUCCAGGCCUGCACCAUGCAGCCCGUACCCCAGACAUAGCUGUAUGCAGGAAAGAGUUGCAAUGCCUGCCUGAUGGUCGUGAGUACUACAACAAUCUGUCUAAGGGAGACAAGCUUCUCCACCUUGGCAAGGGGAAGAAGAAACAGCAGAUUACGCGCUAUGAUUCCCAGCUGAUCCUAGCCAACAACAGCUCAGGCAUUCCCAAAUUAACCCUGCGGAGACGAAGGGACAGCGGCAGCAGUAGGAUUGAGCCUGGUGAGUCUGACCCUGUCAAGUCCUCCAGCUCCACAAAGACCAGCAUGAAAUUUGGGAAGAGCCAUCACCAUGCAAAGACCAAGAGGAGCUCUUAUGCAGCCAGAUGGAGUAAUGGGACUUUCAGUCCUGUGGACCACAUCCAUUCCUCCAAACAUGGCCUCAGUCCUGUGGAACACAUCCGCUCCUCCAAACAUGGCCUCAGUCCUGUGGAACACAUCCGCUCCUCCAAACAUGGCUUCAGUCCUGUGGAACACAUCCAUUCCUCCAAACAUGGCCUCAGUCCUGUGGAACACAUCCGCUCCUCCAAACAUGGCUUCAGUCCUGUGGACCACAUCCAUUCCUCCAAACAUGGCCUCAGUCCUGUGGAACACAUCCGCUCCUCCAAACAUGGCUUCAGUCCUGUGGACCACAUCCAUUCCUCCAAACAUGGCCUCAGUCCUGUGGAACACAUCCGCUCCUCCAAACAUGGCUUCAGUCCUGUGGAACACAUCCAUUCCUCCAAACAUGGCCUUAGUCCUGUGGAACACAUCCGUUCCUCCAAACAUGGCCUCAGUCCUGUGGAACACAUCCAUUCCUCCAAACAUGGCCUCAGUCCUGUGGAACACAUUCGCUCUUCCAAACUGAAGAUUCACCUGCAGCAUGAGUGGGACAGCAGGAGGCUCAGCCAGUAUUGCCAUGGUAGUGGGCCCUUCACAGGUAUAGUAGAGAGGGAGGCAGGGGAGGUCUUUGGGCCCACAGUAGCAACAUUUGGAAUGCACCAUGACACAGAGGAAGACUCGUCCUCUUCAGAAGAAGAGGAUGAAGAUGCAUCUGACCAUGAAGAGUUUGACGAUGAUUUUAUUCCACUUCCACCAACAAAACGCCUCCGCCUCAUUGUUGGUAAAGACUCUAUAGAUAUUGAUAUCGCAUCAAGGAGACGUGAAAAUCAGUCACGAACAGUCAAUCCAUGAGCUCUAUGGGUCUUCAUUUGUUAUGUCAAUAAAAGUACAAUCACAUGCUGUUGUAAAAUGUUAACUAUUUUUGUACAUGGUGGAACUUGGUUCGUUAUUCAUAUUGUAGAAUGUGUACAUUUUACAUGGCAUACAAUGUGUAAGCAAUUAUUUUUAUAUCUUCAGCUUUAUUUUGUACAAUUGUUAAUUAUAUUUAAAGCAUUUUCUAGUUUGUGUUGGUAAACAUGCUAAAUGUUGCUCCACUGACAUCGCAAGAAUGGAACCUUUUGGGAACACACUGCAAACAAAAUGUGCUUUUGUCAACAUGGCAGUGCAUACAUGCAUAUAAAAUAACAUGCAUUUUAUAUAUUGUUUUGAGAGCUUUUAAAAGGAACAGAAUUCUUGUUUCUUGCUGGAGGUAUGUGAAAAUGUUUGACUUCCAGUGAUUCCUGGGAGCUGGUCUCUGAUGUUUUAGUCCCAUUGUAAUCACUCAUUCCUUAAUCAAAAUGUGUUGGUGCUUGCAUAAUGAUUCUAUUUGUUAACUUUUUAGUUUGUGCAGAUGUGGUUAUUUUGGAUGUUAUUUUAUUUUUUGAUCACAUUUUUAUUUUUCUAUUCAUUUCACUCAAUUCUCGAACUGUAUAAUUUCUCAGUCUUUAUUUAGCAAUCACAAAUUCAGAACUUACUUGGUCUGGCUUAGGUGGUGUAGAUAUUGAAACACUUUUCUCACUUUGUUAUUUUGUUCACCAUUUGAUCAUCAGUUCACCUGAAUUACUUUGUCUGCUGUGUCUGAAUGGUGUGGUGCAUGUCUCAACUUUUUAAAUUGCUCUUUAUAUACUGGACCAGUCAAGUUUGGACACACCUACUCAUUCCAGGGUUUUUCUUUAUUUUAUUUUUAGCGGCUCAAAUAAAUGCUUCACAGAGUUCAAGUAACAGACACAUCUCAACAUCAACUGUUCAGAGGAGACUGCAUGAAUCAGGCUUUCAUGGUCGAAUUGCUGCAAAGAAACCAUUACUAAAGAACACCAAUAAUAAGAUGGGACUUGCUUGGACCAAGAAACAUGAGAAAUGGACAUUAAACCGGUGGAAGUCUUUCCUUUGGUCUGAUGUGUCCAAAUUUGAGAUUUUAAUUCCAACCGCUGUGUCUUUGUGAGACGCAGAGUUUGUGAAGGGAUGAUCUCGGCAUGUGUGGUUCCCACCGUGAAGCAUGGAGGAAGAGGUGUGAUGGCGUGGGGGUUCUUUGCUGGGGACACUGUCAGUGAUUUAUUUAGAGUUCAAGGCACACUUAAUCAGCAUGGCUACUACAGCAUUCUGCAAUGAUACGCCAUCCCAUCUGGUUUGCGCUUAGUAGGACUAUAAUUUGAUUUUCAACAGGACAAUGAGCCAACACACCUCCAGGCUGUGUCAGCAUAUGUGGGAACUCCAAGACUUUUGGAAAAUCAUUCUACGUGAAGCUGGUUGAGGGAAUGCCAAUCAUGUGCGAAGCUGUCAUCAAGGCAAAGGGUGGCUACUUUGUAGAAUCUCAUUUUGAAUGAACACUUUUUGUUGUUACUACAUAGUUCCAUGUGUGUUAUUUCCUAGUUUUGACGUCUUCACUAUUAUUCUACAAUGUAGAAAAUAGUUCAAAUAAAGAAAAACCCUUGAAUGAGUAGGUGUGUCCAAACUUUUGACUGGUACUGUAUAUUUUUAUACUAGGUUGAUUUAAAGUAUGUUGUACAACUUUGGACCAGUCACUAAUACUGUGUUCUGUCAUAUGUAGGCUACUGUCUGUAGUCUUGAUUAAGCUACCUUUUUGAGUUGCUUGCAUAAUGUUGAGAAUUACAGCUGAAUUUGAUAAAACAUGGCUGUGUUUUCUAUAACUUUGAUUUUCUUAACAUUCAUCUACUUUGGAAAAGAAAAACAAUAGCAAACUUGUGCUUAUUUCUGGUGAAUGUAGUUUAUUAUGCAAAUCACAAAAUCUUGUUAUUUUACAGUUUGAGUACUCAAAUUAAAGUUUUCUUCCAAAUGUAAUGUCUUCAUGACUUGAUGCACUUCCCUGCUCUUUAAGGAGACAUGGUCAAAUCGAGGAACUUUCUGGAACUUUAGUUUCCAUUCUUAAUUGCUGCCCCCACAAAGAUCAUGUGAAUUCCCUGAAAUAUAGGAUAUGUUUUAUUUAUUUAACCUUUAUUUGGCCAGGUAAGACCCAUUGAGGUUACAAACCUAUUUUGCAAGGAUGACCUGGCAAGAAGGCCAAACAGAUUUGGCUGCCCUACAUUAUUUGUAAACUGUAGGGGGUGUCUUCAAAUAAUAUGUAGUAUUUUUUAAUGAGAGUUGAUACUUGAGAAUGGGUAAUGGGACAAAUAGCAUUUGAAGUCUACACUACUCCUUGGGUACACAGACUUGACCUCAGCUUUUGCCAUAUUAAUUUACCCUUUUGUGCACACAGAUCAGCACAAACAUUACAUAGUCACAACAUUUGUAGGAAAUGCAUUGUGAAAAUAUGAAAUUCCCAGAAGUCUCCCGUUGAGGUGUAAACUGUUUUAUAGAAAGUCUUGUUGAAUUAGAUCUUGAAUAACAAAAGCAUAAUUCAUAGCAUGGCAUAAAGUCAGUUGUCUGCCCACCACUCUGGCAAACAGAACAAUUGUUUUUCACGGAUAAAAGCAAUAGCAAGAGGACAAUGGUUUGCUAUCUUUCAUUUGCGAAAUAACUACAAGGAGGCUUUCAUUGUGCAUGGGAAAUGGUGCUGGGUUGGCUUUGUUUGCUCGUGAAAGGACGUGCCCGUGCCAACCAAUGAGGGGAGAGAAUGAGUGCGGUAGUAUGACGUGUAGAUGUAAAUCCCCUCGAUUUCAGCCUAUUGCCUGACUCAACCAGCAAGUGUGUGUCUUCAGUCUUCAUUCCUUGCCACGGAACGAACCUGUUUAUUCUGCUGUCUGAAUAAAACGGACGCGUGUUAUUGUUUUGCUGGGGAUUAAAUACACAUUGCUUGAAAUCAAAUCGUAUAUUUUUCUUCCUCAACGCAAGACUGCGUAAUUAUAAAUUUACUUUAAUCUAAUUAAUUCAUAACUGUACGCUAUUUAGUAUUCAUUUUAAGACAAAAUGAAGACAAAAUUUAUCAACGGGGUGUCAUCAUCCCCUUCCAUGGCAUUGGGUUUGUUGGUCACUGAAAACGCACUUGAGGUCCAGCCAGACACUGAGGAUGAAUGCAAGGAAAUCAUCCGGCCGGAUGAGCCUGACCAGGACACGAAGCGCAAGGCGUAUUUAUGGUGCAAAGAUUUUCUCCACGGUGCGUGGAAAACGGUGACAGAAGAGGAUUUUCAAAUCAGCAUAAUAAGGGGUGGCCUCAGCAACAAGCUCUUCCUCUGCGCCCUACCCGACAUCCAAACCAGUGUAGGUGAUGAACCCCGCAACGUCCUCUUGCGUCUGUAUGGAGCUAUUCUACAGGCCUUCCAAAAGGAGCGUGCCUUGAGCACACUUGUUUCCAGGUGAUUCCACCAUACCAUACACGAUGUCCUGUAAUAAGGGGGAGCCCAGACAGUCAAACAAAGAAAAUCUCUUUCAAGGUGCUGAGGCCAUGGUGCUGGAGAGUGUGAUGUUUGCCAUUCUGGCUGAGCGGGAGCUUGGGCCCAAACUCUUUGGCAUCUUCCCUCAGGGCAGACUGGAGCAGUUUGUCCCAAGUCGUAAACUGGACACGGAUGAGCUGAGCAUGCCUAGCAUAUCUGCUGAAAUAGCUGAGAAGAUGGCCAAGUUCCAUGGUAUGAGGAUGCCUUUCAACAAGGAGCCCAAAUGGCUGUUUGGAACUAUUGACAAGUACCUGAACCAGGUGAUGAGACUCACCUUCACCAGGGAGUCCCACAUGCUCAAGUUUGCCCGUCUGAUGAGCUGUAACCUGCCCCAGGAGAUGGAGAAUCUCAAGUCUUUGCUGGACUCCAGUCAUUCCCCUGUGGUUUUCUGCCACAAUGACUGUCAAGAAGGUAAGGGGUCUGAAGGAUUCUGCAUGCUUCGGUUUGGCUGGCACCUUGCCGAACCCGGCUAGGCGAACCGAACGAGUGUGCUUGCAUACUCCCUUAAAAGACUGUCGCUUGAAAAACAAGGAAAAAGCGACAAUAGUACUGUUUGUCCAUAUUGAGACUCUGUAGCCAGUAUACACUUCCUGAAAAUAGUCAGAAGGAAUCUAAGAUAACUCAAGAAAUCUGUCAUACAUUUGUACAUUUUUGCAGAGGAGAUCUUAGUCACAGAAUUUUACAUCUGAAUAAGAUGUUUGAAGUAUUUCUCAGGUGAAAAAAAUGUAUAUGAAAACAAGUUGUCUAUCGUUGAAUGGCAACGAACACCUCAUUGAAGAAUCCCUACUGUUGACCAAUGACUGACGAAGGGGUGUAGAUUUUCAGCUUGCCUCGAGAUAAAAUGUUGUGUGGCCAAAAGCCUAAAAAAACCUGGCCAAAGACCAAAACCAACAAAAUGUUGUCAUAAUAUAUGCACUAACUGUUCUGAUCUGUUUCGGAUGGGAAGUAUGUACACAGGAGUGUGUACACUGGCAUAGCACACACACCCACAGGGGGGCCAACCCUAUGACAGGAAAUUAGCUUUAAAGCUGGUGAAUUUUCUCUCAGCCUCAUGGCAAAAUGUGUAAAAUAGCAUGACAUUAGCUAUAAAACUGCACAUUUUUCUCUAUGCCCCAUGUUUUUGAGGGGGUUUGCCCUUGCUCCAACCUUACGGAGACCCUGUGAAACUCUGCUAGGCCACUGUUAGGCAUAGUAUUGCAGUUUGUAUAAAGCUAGUGAAGAAAAUCUUUGAAAUCCCUUGCUAAUGUGUUUUACUGUGUGUAUGUGUGUGUGGUGUAAUAAUUAUUCGCUCAUCCUUUAGGAAAUAUCCUUCUCCUCAGUGGUUGUGAAGGCACUGACAGACAGAAGCUCAUGCUGAUUGACUUUGAAUACAGCAGCUACAACUACAGGGGAUUUGACAUAGGAAACCACUUCUGUGAAUGGAUGUAUGACUAUACAAAUGACAAGUUCCCAUUUUUCCAUGUCAACUCAAAUAAUUAUCCCACUAAAGCCCAACAGCUACAUUUCAUUGGAAGCUACCUGUCAGAGACUGAGCAGGGAUUUGAGAAUCACAGCGCUGAAGACCAGAUGAAACUCAAAGAGGAGCUGUUUGUGGAAGCCAACAGGUUUGCUCUGGCUUCGCACUUCUUCUGGGGUCUGUGGUCGAUGAUCCAGGCGAGAAUCUCCACCAUUGAGUUUGGGUACAUGGAGUAUGCCAUGGCCAGGUUUGAUGCAUACUUUGAGCAGAAACGGAGCUUGGGGGUCUAAGCGAGGGACCACAUACUGUAACAAGGAGGUGGAGGAUGAAUGGAUUAACAGCGCUUAAUUGAAAAUAAUGCAGACAGGCAAUCAGGGUGUAGGACCAUGCUUUAAUGGCGAACCUGUGCUUUGGGAAUGAAAUGCUCGCUAUAGUUGGUAUCGCAUGGACCAAAGUGAAACCAUGAAUAUUGGGUUUGGUGCCCCAUGCAUCGCUGCUCAGUGUUUGCACAAUACUACGCUCCUUUAUAACACACGCUCACAGGGUCAAGAUUGUUCUUGGCCUGUCUUUUCUUCAAAGAACAUCAGGAAGAUUAAGACAGGGAUAAAAAUCUUCAUUCUGAACAGAGGUGUAAGUUACAUCCGCAGGAAGUCCAUUCCUGUUUGGAAAUGUUCUGGCGUAGCUCAAAAGAACAGAAGUCUCAAUGAGCCUUAAAAAUCCUUGCUUAUUGAAAACCCAGUAAUCUCUUAUCUGUGAUCCAACGGCAAUAGUACAUUUUCUGUGACAUAAGAGCAAGGUUCGAAACAUACUUCAAAUAACUAAACUCUCAGUUUCAAUUGAUUGCAUCCAUGCUAUACAUGUCAGUUUUCCUUCAUUCUUUAUCAAAAAUAAUUCCUCUAAGAUGACUUGCAUAUGGAAAUAUUUGGAGCCACCUAUUAGAUGGGUGCAUCUCUGGCUAACAGCAUUCCUCACCUGCAGUACUGUAAAUAUAAUCUGAUAAAUGUGACCUGAAACACAGUGUACUCUUCGAAAAAAGGGUUCUUCAAAGGGUUCUCCUAUGCGGACAGCUGAAAACCCCUUUUAAGGUUCUAGAAAGCACCUUUUGUUCUAAGAGUGUAGUAAUGGUGACCUCACUACCCUACUCUGUACUUACAAUAGCUGGGGAUUGUGUAGAGUAAGAGUAUCAGCUCUGAAUAGGUCAUUGAAAUGGUAUUGGUAUUCAAACAGAUAUAUUCAUUAUGAAAAUGCAGGUCCUUCUACACCUGCAUUGCUUUCUGUUUGGGGUUUUAGGCUGGGUUUCUGUACAGCACCUGGUGACAUUAGCUAAUGUAAGAAGGGCUUUAUAAAUACAUUUGAUUGAUUGAUUGAAUAUAUCACAGAUAGUACAUUGGAUAAGUAAGGAAAUGGCAAACAGGAACGCUCUCAGCUUUAACUCAAACAGACAAACAAUAGAGAUGCUUACUGUGCUAUUCAGCUGGAGUAAACAGUUGCAGAUGAAGUUGUGAGAAGAACUGUAAAUAAGUUGUAAAAAAAUCCUCAUGUAGAGGUCUUUAAUAUGUAUAAUGAUAUAUUUAGAAUGUGUUUGGGGACUGGAAAUAUUUACUUAACUUUUUUUUGUGAAAAAUUCAUAACCAAACUGUGAUAAUUAGUGCUGUUUUAAUAUGAAUUUAUAUUCUGUAUUUCAUCAUUCUAUUUGUUUUAUGUAAACAUGUUUAUUUACUCUGGUUAAUAUAAUAUUGAAACAAAUAUGAGCCUUCACUUUGAAAUUACAUUGUUGCAUAGGCUACAAUGUCAGUGGCACUUCAAUCUCAUUCACCAGACACUUCUUCCCAAUGCUCAUACGCUAUUAGCCUGGGAGCCUGAUGAGUGGCACUUUCCUGACCAGUUGCAUUUUUAAGGAUAACGUUUUAAUUGUUUUCCUUAAAUGGAAUAUGUAUUUUUCUUAAUAAGAAAGUUGUCUCUUUCCUUGUUGAAACACAUCUCACUCCUGUUUUCUCAACACCUGCUAUAUCAUUAUUGUGUGAUCAACUACAUUCCAUUUUCAGGUAUAUGUUGUGUAUAUUUGUAUGUACAUUACACCUCUCUUUCAUGCUAUAUUAUUAGUUUGAGAUAAUAAAAUAAGAAUUGAUCCAAAUGUAUUCAAAUGGAAUUGGAAUUGACAGUGUCACAUACAGUUUUCUGAGUAUAUCCUUGCUGUAUUUCAUGUUUUGCCAUUCAAUACAGAGAUCAAAUAACAUGUGAUUGAUUAUCAAAACAUGAGGGAAGAAGGAGCUCCUCUACAUUACACUGAAUAUUGUUGAUUAUGAAUAUUGUAAUCUUAUGGAUAAUUGAACUGAAUGUCCAAUUUGUAUAUGCUGUGAAAGGAUCCCAACUACUCUAUUUUGUGAGUGCAAACGUUUAGCCUGGCUUACCUAUAAAGAUAGCUAUGCAGAAAUACACUAAAAUAAGAAAAUAUGUACCAUAUAAAUUCUUCCCUUGUAAAUAGCAAGGGUCAAGUCAUUUGAAAAUGUACCACUAUGGCAAGUUCAUUAUAUACAUUUACUGUACCUUCUACUGCUUUGCACAAGUACUACAAUAAAGAUAAAGAAAUAAAA
This is a messenger RNA of Oncorhynchus kisutch (coho salmon), 11019 nucleotides long. RefSeq names its product lysine methyltransferase 5B (gene kmt5b). The coding region runs from base 503 to 3454 and encodes 983 amino acids. The transcript is spliced from 22 exons. The record is from RefSeq and is a predicted model, not a curated record. Gene Ontology annotation, cellular component: nucleus. NCBI's taxonomy places the organism in Eukaryota, Metazoa, Chordata, Actinopteri, Salmoniformes, Salmonidae. Gene Ontology annotation, molecular function: protein binding; histone H4K20 methyltransferase activity.